Molecule: messenger RNA, 3247 nt
Organism: Dama dama (fallow deer)
Lineage: Eukaryota; Metazoa; Chordata; Mammalia; Artiodactyla; Cervidae
Gene: ZNF408
Product: zinc finger protein 408
Exons: 5
Coding region: 282-2453 (723 amino acids)
Cellular component (GO): nucleus
Source: RefSeq, a predicted model, not a curated record
GUGUCACUGUCCGACUGGUCCCUCCCGGGGGAAGCGUCUAGAACAAUUAGUUCCUCUUCACCGUAUACUCAGAUCCCCGGGAGGACCUCCGGAAUUCUAAGCUCGUAUUGUUCUCGGACAGAGAUUGGCCUCACCAAGUACUCCCAAACCCCCGGUCCUGUGUACCCAUGAGGUCUGACUCUGGAUUUCCCGAGAGGAAAUUUGGAUGUCCGUGACUGUUUCCGGGGGGGAGCUGAGAAGGCGAAGCUCACUUCCGGCAGAAGGAGGCUUUCUGACCCGGGAUGGAGGCGACCGAGGAUCUGCUCUUGGGGAGCGGGAGACUGCAAUUAGCCCCCGAUCCACGCCUGGGCCCGGACUCGGGAUGGAGCCUUCCCAGAGAAGACUGUGCACCGGGACUCAAAGAUGUCCCGCCCGGACAGACCCGAGCCAUCCUCGCUCUAAAGAAUCUCCCUCGGGGCUUGGCCCUUGGCCCCUCACUCACCGCGGAACAGCGCUUGGGGGUCUGGUGUGUCGGGGAGCCCUUGCAGCCGGGACUGCUCUGGGGGCCGCUGGAAGAGGAGUCUGUCUCCAAGCAGAAGGGGAAUGGAGUGGAACCAAAGCGGAAGGAGGCUGUGUCACUAGGCUCAUGGGGAGACGUGUGUGCUUGUGAGCAGAGUGCAGGCUGGACUAGUUUGGUGCAGCGGGGCAGGCUGGAGGGCGAGGGGAACGUGGCCCCAGUGUGGAUCAGCGAGAGGCUCCACCUGCAGGUGUCCCGGCUCGUGCUGCCGGGCUUUGAGCUGCGGCUGUGGCCCCAGCGUCCCUCUGAGGGCCUGAGCCCCACCCAGCCCAGGCUAGAGGAAGCGGCAUCCUCAGCGGCAGUGACAGAAGUGGAGUCUGCUGUGCGGCCGGAAGUGGCCUCCCCCAGGGAGGAAGCAGUGGAACCUGGCCCAGAUCCUGGUCACUGGUCACCCCCCAGCAUCCAGGCAGAGAGUGUGGUGAGCCCUGGACUUACGCCCCAGACCCAGGCCCCGGUUUCUGAGGAGAGCCAGCCACUCAGCCCGCUGCCUGAAGAUGGCCGCAUGGGUGAGGAGGGCCCGCCCCAGACCCCACCUGGACCUCAGAGCAGCUCCGCUCCCCAGCAGGGCCCUGCACGGGGUGAGGUCGCUUCCGCUUCUUCUGACAGGGCCCCCCAGCUCUGUGCUCCCCUGGUCAAGAAGCUGCGGAGCCCCAGCGGUCCGAGCCCACCCAGGGGGAAGACCUCGGAGCCUGGGGCCCAGGCAACUGCAGAGCAACAGCACGCUGAAUUCCCUGCACGCCUGCGGAGCCCCCCUGGCCCGGCGGGAGGCCCCCCGAAACAGGGCCGGCGGCACCGCUGCGGGGAGUGUGGCAAGGCCUUCCUGCAGCUCUGCCACCUGAGGAAGCACGCGUUCGUGCACACGGGCCACAAGCCCUUCCUCUGCACGGAGUGCGGCAAGAGCUACAGCUCGGAGGAGAGCUUCAAGGCCCACACGCUGGGCCACCGCGGGCUGCGGCCCUUCCCCUGCCCGCAGUGCGACAAGGCCUACGGCACCCGGCGGGACCUCCGGGAGCACCAGGUGGUCCACUCCGGCGCCCGGCCCUUCCGCUGCGAGCAGUGCGGCAAGGCCUUCGCCCGCCGGCCCUCCCUGCGGCUGCACCGCAAGACGCACCAGGCGGCGGCGGCCCCCGCCCCGUGCCCCUGCCCCGUGUGCGGGCGGCCCCUGGCCAGCCAGGGCUCCCUACGGAACCACAUGCGGCUGCACACGGGGGAGAAGCCCUUCCUCUGCCCGCACUGCGGCCGCGCCUUCCGCCAGCGGGGCAGCCUGCGCGGGCACCUGCGGCUGCACACGGGCGAGCGCCCGCACCGCUGCCCGCACUGCGCCGCCGCCUUCCCGCAGCGGCCGGAGCUGCGGCGCCACCUCAUCUCCCACACGGGCGAGGCCCACCUCUGCCCCGUGUGCGGGAAGGCGCUGCGGGACCCGCACACGCUGCGCGCCCACGAGCGCCUGCACUCGGGCGAGAGGCCCUUCCCCUGCCCGCAGUGCGGCCGGGCUUACACGCUGGCCACCAAGCUGCGGCGCCACCUGAAAUCCCACCUGGCCGACAAGCCCCACCGCUGCCCCACCUGCGGCAUGGGCUACACGCUCCUGCAGAGCCUCAGGCGGCACCAGCUCAGUCACCAGCCCGGGGCCCCCGCCAGCCCGCCCUGUGUGCCGCCCGCCACUGCCGAGCCCACCGUGGUGUUCCUGCAGGCCGAGCCAGAGCCGCUGGACGCGGGCAGCGAAGAGGACGGCGCCCCGGCCCGGGACUUCUUCCAGGUCACCAUUUCCGAGAGCCAGGAGAAGCGCUUUGUGGCGCCUGAGGAGCCGGACCCUGCCCCCGGCCUGGUGCUCAUCCACAAGGACCUGGGCUUCAGCACCUGGGCCGAGGUGGUGGAGGUGGAGACGGGGACCUGACAGCCUCGCCUCACCCUACAGAGCUCUGUAGGGAGGCUCGGCGGUCUGAGCUUGGGUGAACUUCCUCUCCGGGUUCCCGAUAGAGGCCAGGCUGUGAGAAGCAGGUCAGGGACUUCCCUUCCCGUUUCCAGACAACCACAUUGUUCCCCAAGACCCUUAAUAAGGUAAACCACUUAUGGAUCUUCUAUGAAACUCUGCUGCUGCCUACAGGGGGGCUUGUCCUGCCUCCUCCCUGGGGGCCUCGGGGUGCCUGUCUGAUCACCGCGGAGGUGACCCUGCCCAGGCUGUCAGUGCCGGCCUCUGUCUCUCCUGUCCAGUUCCCUGAGGGUCGUGUACUUCUCUGUGGUCCUAAACAGAAGGCCAGAGAGACUCGGCUCACAAGUCUCUGAGUCUGACUGAAGGUUAUUUUGGCAGCUUUUCUCACCCCUAAGGGCUGUGAGGGUGACUUCUGUUCUGUGCUGAGCUCACCAGACUCGCUGGAGGUGCCUGGGGCCAGGUCUGCACCUUCUGUGCGUCUGGCCAAAGGCAACCCUGUGAAGGGAAGGAACGAAGGACAAAUGUGUUUUGAAUCAGCUGUGGGCCUGGCCUGCCUGAGUUGCUGGGGACACAGCUGUGACCGAGGCAGAGCAGAGCUCUUUGCAGAGCUCAGGUCUGCGGGGGCAAAGAGCGCGGGAUGAGUGCAGGGAGGAGUGCUUCCCAGUGCUGGGGACGUGUUUUAAUGGGGUGGGUCAGCUUGGCGUCAGGGAAGGUGCCCACAGGAAAUGGUAAUAAACAUCCUUUUUUGUGGGCCAGUC